AUGAAGCAGAUGAAAAACUCGUCGAUCGCUCUCGUGCUCGCGUUAGCCGUAAUAACGAGCGGUUGCCUCGCGGUGGCGGCGGCCGAGCGUCGCUGCGGCGACAGGCUCGAGCGAGCCCUCGACAUGAUGCAUCAGCGCAGCCACUUGGCCAGGCGAAGGUACGAGCCGGACUCCGACCUCGAUCCGAUUUAUCGCCAACGACUCAGAUCCGCGCCGAUCGACGUUUCCGUCACGAAGCUCGUCGUCGAGAUACCCAAUCCCAAGUCGAACAAUCGCGUGGACCCGAGCAACUGGGCCAAGGUCGAGCGCUGCAGCUACGAGCCGAGCAACAAUUCCAUACGCACGCGAGUGGCUUUCAACGAGCUCGCCGUCACGGGCUUGGUGCAGCUCGUCGCGCACGAUCUCGCCUCCGCCUCGUCGCCGAUCUCGCGACAGCAGCAGCAGCCGGAACCGCGUCUCCUCUUGCCGGCCGAGUCCUGUCGCAUGAGUCUGCGUCUGCGACGCGCCGGCAUGGAGUUUUACACGAGCCCCAUAGCCCGUGGCCGCGGCCAGAUGCGCAUCAGGACCGAGUCGAGCUUCCUCGAGCCGAGAUUCGCCUCGAUUUACGCCUACGGCUGCAGGCCCAUGGUCAACUCCAUGAUUCAGCCCUACUCGGACCGCUUGAUGGAUAGCGAGCCGAGGAUCAGGCGCAGUGGGCGCGCUGCUCCUGCUGCUGCUGCUUCUGAUGCUGACGCGAAAAAAUCCAGAAUCUACGAUCCAACGAUCAGCGACUCGGCCAAUCUCUUGGCCAACUCGUCGGCCUACGACGACUCCAUCGAGGAGGAAAACCGACUCAGUGGCAACGUCGUCGGUGGAAAUCCGGCGGCCGAUGCUCUGCUCGAUUCCUUGUGGCGAUCCAGAGCCGACAUUGCCCGCGAAAUGGAGGACGUCUUUCUGAGGAGUGCCAGUCAGGCUAUCACGCACUACUUCGAGAAGCAGCUGCAUCCAGCUAUCAAAGAGACGCUCAUGUUAUCCAUGGGCUAUACAAUAAGCUACGGAUGAACUGGUCUUUCUACUCGAUUGAAUAAUAAAUUAAUUCGGAUACUUGUUUUUUUUUUUAUAAUAAUAAAAUUCCAUUAUUAUUAAGAGCAAAGGUUAUCAUGCUUCGUAUGCUACAGCUAAUUACACGAGUAUUUAUACAAAAUGAAUAACCUUCGCAGCUGAUGAACGUAUGCAUAGUCGCACAUGAGAUGUUUUUGAAUAACAUUAUGUUUUUUUUUUCUAAAAAAAAAAUUUCAUAAACGAAGUAAAUGUACAGACGCAGUAAUUUGUGUUCUUUGAUGAAUAAAAUAAAAAAAAAGAACCGUAGAUUUUUGUACACAUUGACAACGAAUAC
Messenger RNA from Trichogramma pretiosum, 1375 nucleotides. RefSeq lists its product as uncharacterized. Lineage: Eukaryota; Metazoa; Arthropoda; Insecta; Hymenoptera; Trichogrammatidae. The transcript has 2 exons. The record is from RefSeq and is a predicted model, not a curated record. Bases 1 to 1041 code for a protein of 346 amino acids.